Molecule: messenger RNA, 2773 nt
Organism: Contarinia nasturtii (swede midge)
Lineage: Eukaryota; Metazoa; Arthropoda; Insecta; Diptera; Cecidomyiidae
Gene: cactin
Product: cactin
Exons: 3
Coding region: 120-2315 (731 amino acids)
Biological process (GO): mRNA cis splicing, via spliceosome
Cellular component (GO): spliceosomal complex; cytoplasm
Molecular function (GO): protein binding
Source: RefSeq, a predicted model, not a curated record
GUUUACGUCGCACAAUCAACAGUAUCAAAACGUUUAUCCCAUACAUUUUCUAUUCGGCGAAAGCAAAGACGUGAAUACAUUGUUUUGAUUCAUAAAAGUUAAGAAUAUCCACACUAAAAAUGGGAAAGAAGAGUAAAAAGUCGCACAAAAAGUCAAGUCAAAGGUCUUCGUCAAUUGCAUCACCGUCGGAUGAAAGAGACCGUAGAAUGGAUGAAUCAAAGAAGUCAUCAAAAUCACAAUCAGUUGAAAGAAGUCAGCAUCGUUCACGAGACAAAUCAAGAAAUCGUUCAAGAGACCGAUCAAAAGAUCGCUCAAGAGAUCGUUCAAGAGACCGUCAUACAAAUGAUAGAAAGCGUUCACGAAACCGUUCAAAAGAUCAUUCCAAAAAACGACAUAAACGCGAUAAAAAAUCAUCACAUGAACGCGAUAAGAAAAAAUCAAGACGAUCACAAUCAUCUGAGAGUAAUAGUUCGUCAUCGAGUUCAAGUUCGUUGAAAUUAUUGCAAAAAUUGGAAACAAAACGGAUACAAGAAGCAUUGGAACGAAAAAAGCAAAAAGAAUUGAUGAAACAAAUGGAAACGCCCGAAGAGAAACGGGCACGUCGCUUACGUGAAAAACAGGCAAAGGAAUUAAAACGUCGAGAACGAAUGGGUUGGGAUACCGAAUAUCAACAUUAUACAAACGAUGAUAAUCCAUUUGGCGAUGCAAAUUUGACAUCGACAUUUGUGUGGAAGAAAAAAUUGGAGCAAAAAGGUUUGACAAAUUUACGUGACGAAGAAAUCGAGAUAAUUAAUCGUCAAAAGCAAAUGGAGAACAAGGCCGAAUUGGAAAAAGUGAAAAAACGACGACAAGAACGUGAAUUAGAGCAGCAACAACGCGAAGAGGAAAUGGCACUAUUGCAACGAUCACGUGAAGCGGCCCAAUUCGAAGAGUGGGAAAAACAAGAGGACCAAUUUCAUUUGGAACAGGCACGAUUACGUAGUAAAAUUCGAAUUCAAGACGGUCGCGCAAAACCAAUCGAUUUACUUGCACAAUAUGUGUCCACGCAUAAUUUGGAGGAAACAAUUGAAAUGCAAAUGCACGAACCGUAUACUUAUUUGAAUGGUUUGAGCAUUGAAGACCUGGAGGAUUUGCUUGAGGACAUUCGUGUUUACAUGGAAAUGGAUAAAAGUAAUGAGAAUCGAGACUAUUGGGAAGAUUUGACCAUCAUUGCAAGCGACGAACUGCAAAAGCUACGAAAAACUGAAUUUGGCGAUUAUCAUGCGGCUGUUCUCAAUCGUGAGGGUAUCAAUCAAAGUGUUGCACGCGACGUGACAUCGAUUGUUCAAGGUAAAACUGCACUACAAUUGGACGAACUUAAAUUGAAAAUUGAGGCGAAAAUUAGCAGUAAAAGUGAUGGCGUUGACAUUGGGUAUUGGGAAUCGUUGUUGUCACAGUUAAAAGCACACAUGGCACGGGCACGAUUGCGUGAUCAACAUCAAGAGAAUCUAAGAAACAAAUUGGAAAUGUUAAAACGUGAACAAGUUGAUACGGACGAACAAAUGCAUAACAGUCAAGAGAAUGAUGAACCAUCAACGUCGGGCAUUAAACGUGAAUCAAAUGAUGAUGAUGAAAAUAGCCAAGAUAUGGAAGACGAUGAAGAAGCCAUGGAUUUAUUAGAGAACUGUUUUGCAUUGUACACACAGGGCAAUUACUCACCCGAAUAUAUGCGCGAAGAAGAUAUUGACCAACAUAUUCGUGUCAUUGACGACGAUCAACUUGAGACGAAUAUUGAGAAGGUACGAAAUCGGGUGCUAAAUCGUGCCGAUGAUGAUGAAGAUGAUUUUGCUACGAAGGAAGAAAUUCGAUUGGCCCGACAGUGUCGAGACUCAUUAGGUAUAAAUAAUGAAGAAGUCGAAUUUUCAGUCGAAACAAAACUCGAUUCGGAAGUUUAUUUAUGGAGUGAUAAAUAUCGGCCACGUAAGCCACGAUACUUUAAUCGUGUACACACCGGAUUUGAAUGGAACAAAUAUAAUCAAACACAUUAUGACAUGGACAAUCCACCACCGAAAAUCGUUCAAGGAUACAAAUUCAAUAUUUUCUAUCCGGAUUUGAUUGACAAAAAUUCAACACCACAAUAUUUCCUGACACCAUGUCCAGAUAACAAAGACUUUGCUGUAUUGCGCUUCCAUUCUGGUCCACCGUACGAGGAUUUGGCGUUUAAAAUUGUAAAUCGUGAAUGGGAAUUCAGUUACAAGCGUGGUUUUCGCUGUCAAUUCCACAACAACAUAUUUCAGUUAUGGUUCCAUUUCAAGCGCUAUCGAUAUCGCCGAUAAACAUUUCACAAUCACUCAAAAUAUACACGCAAAUCAAUGUGUUUAUUUUUAUCUGUUGUCCAAACUUAUUAGUUAAAUGUGUCAAAGAAUAAAUGUUAACAAACACAAAUUCUAAAAAUACCAAUAAAGAAAACACUUAUUUCAACACCUAAUCACCCAAAAUUUAUAUAAAAAAGACCGAUAGUGACACCGUAUCGAUUGGGAAAAAAAUUCAUUGAACGCUUGGAGUAAAAAUCAUAUUUAAAUUGUAAACAUUUUGAUUUGGCUGCUAUACGUAUGGUUGUGUUCAAUGGAGCGUUAUUAAUUCAAAGAUUCGUUUGGUCUAUACUAUGCAUGCCAGAAGCUACACACCGAUAAUCAAUUCAAAUAUGUGGGGAAAAAUUGCUUUUAGAUUAAUCAGUGAAUUGCAAAAUACCAGAAAUUAUUGAAAAAGUAAAAAUAUAAAUAUGUUGAUAAGA